AUGGCUCCCAAGGUCCUCGUCGUUCUCACCAGCCAGUCCAAGAUGAACAAUGGACACCCGACCGGCUGGUACCUGCCUGAGUUCGCCCACCCCUACUAUGACCUCGUCAACAACGGCGUCGAGAUCACCGUCGCCUCACCCGCCGGCGGCGAAGCUCCCCUGGACCAGGCCUCCGUCGAGAUGUUCAAGAGCGACGAGGAGUCCGUAAAGUUCCUCAACGAGAAGAAGCAGCUCUGGGAGCAGACCACCCCCCUCAAGGAGUUCCUCGGCAAGGCCUCCGAGUUCGACGCCAUCUUCUACCCCGGCGGCCAUGGCCCUAUGUUCGACCUCGUCAACGACGAGACCUCCAUCAAGCUCAUCGAGGAGUUCUACAAGGCCGGCAAGCCCGUCGCCGCAGUCUGCCACGGCCCCAUCGUCUUUGUCAACGUCACUGUCGACGGUAAGCCUCUCCUCGAGGGCCGCGAGGCUACCGGUUUCAGCAACUCCGAGGAGGAGGCCGUCAAACUGACCAGCGCCAUGCCCGUUCUCCUCGAGGACGAGAUCAAGCGUGUUGGCGGCAAGUACGUCAAGGCCGACGACUGGGCCGAGAAGCUGGCUGUCGAUGGACAGGUCAUCACCGGACAGAACCCUGCGUCUGCCCACGCUGUUGGAAAGGCCAUCCUCAAGGCCAUUGGCGCUUAA
Messenger RNA from Fusarium proliferatum ET1, 681 nucleotides. RefSeq lists its product as uncharacterized. The record is from RefSeq and is a predicted model, not a curated record. Gene Ontology annotation, molecular function: glyoxalase III activity. The transcript is spliced from 2 exons. Bases 1 to 681 code for a protein of 226 amino acids. Lineage: Eukaryota; Fungi; Ascomycota; Sordariomycetes; Hypocreales; Nectriaceae.